This is a messenger RNA of Penicillium manginii, 708 nucleotides long. RefSeq lists its product as uncharacterized. The transcript has a single exon. Bases 1 to 708 code for a protein of 235 amino acids. NCBI's taxonomy places the organism in Eukaryota, Fungi, Ascomycota, Eurotiomycetes, Eurotiales, Aspergillaceae. The record is from RefSeq and is a predicted model, not a curated record.
AUGCAUUCAAAAUUCAUUACCGCACUUCUUAUGCUGGCCCCGGCCGUUCUGGCCAACCCCGUUGCCACCGACACUGCCGACAUCUCCGAUUCCUACCCGAUGGAUGCCGAACUGAACGAUGAGCUGAACAAUGAAAUUAACGAUGCCCUCGCAAACAUCCCCAGCUCUAUUCUGACCGUGUUGGCGACUGCUAUCCCCCAAUCCUGGUAUAUGGAUCUCCUGGACCCGGCUUCCCAGUCCGCUUUCCUGAGUGAGGCCUCGGCCGGUAUUUACCCCGACUGGUACAGCGCACUACCGUCCAGUGUUAUCGCCUGGGCUAGCACUGCUGCCGAGAAUGGUGACGACUUCCUGUUCGGAAGCGCUACUGCCACUGAUGAGAGCGCGAGCGGUGCUACUGCCACUGGUUCUCGCAGCUCUGCCAGAACUGCCUCUGCCACUGCUACCCAGACUGCCGACACUGAGUCCAGCACCGAGUCCAGCACCGACUCUAGUGCCGAUUCCAGCACUGUGACCAACUCCAACACUGAUUCUACCACCGCCACAUCGGAUGCUAAGUCGUCGGAUUCCGCUUCCAACACUGCUUCCAGCGCUGCGUCUUCCACUCAUGCGUCUUCCACCUCCACUGGCGGUGCUCCUCUCGCCACUGGAAGUGUCGCCAUGAGCUUUGCUGGUGCGGCUGGUUUACUCGGCCUGAUUGCCGUCCUCUAA